Echinostoma caproni is the source of this 501-nucleotide messenger RNA. NCBI's taxonomy places the organism in Eukaryota, Metazoa, Platyhelminthes, Trematoda, Plagiorchiida, Echinostomatidae. The record is from the annotation of a GenBank genome assembly.
AUGGCAACUUUCUCACUUUGUGAAUCUGUGGCAAACUCAUCUUCCGUAUCAACAAUUUCCUCUUAUUGUUGUCCAACUGAUCGCACGCCUGAGGAACAGAAACCUGAAUGUCAGUUUCCCACAGAAAAUCAGUCGAAAAUCGAAGCCCGUGUACCGCGCCCUGGUCUAACACCUGCAAUCGCUCAGUAUCGGUGGUUACUUGCUCAACCUCUGGCGUUGUCACGUGAUCAGCUGGAAUUAAUUCGGUCAACCACCGAACGUGAUUGGCUCCGGACAGAGCUGACCAGUGAUUGGUUGGCUUAUCACCCGAUUGUUUCCACCAAUCAGAAAACACUGUGGCAAACAAGUUAUCGUAAUUUGUAUACCCCCAAACGAUUGGAUGAACCGACCAAACCUCGACCAACUUCGGGCAGUCGAAGGCACCGACCGCAACCGUCUCGGUGGGUCGAACAUUCUUCCUCCACCAGUAGAUUUGAUUUAAGCCGAUUAUCUGCUCAAUAA